Molecule: messenger RNA, 1830 nt
Organism: Saimiri boliviensis boliviensis (Bolivian squirrel monkey)
Lineage: Eukaryota; Metazoa; Chordata; Mammalia; Primates; Cebidae
Source: RefSeq, a predicted model, not a curated record
AUGAUGCCGUUUCCGGUGACAACCCAGGGAACACCGCAGCCGGCGAAGCGCUACGGCAUCUCCUCGCCGAUCAGCUUAGCGGUCCCCAAGGAGACGGACUGCCUCCUCACCCAGAGGCUAAUAGAAACCCUCAGGCCCUUCGGGGUCUUCGAAGAGGAAGAGGAACUGCAGCGCAGGAUUUUAGUUUUGGAAAAAUUAAAUAAUCUGGUAAAGGAAUGGAUACGCGAAAUCAGUGAAAGCAAGAGUCUUCCGCAAUCUAUACUUGAAAACGUUGGAGGGAAGAUUUUUACAUUUGGCUCUUACAGAUUAGGAGUCCAUACGAAAGGCGCAGAUAUUGACGCCUUGUGCAUUGCACCAAGGCAUGUGGAUCGAAGUGACUUUUUCACCUCCUUCUAUGCUAAGCUGAAACUACAGGAGGAAGUAAAAGAUUUAAGGGCUGUCGAGGAGGCUUUUGUGCCAGUUAUCAAACUGUGUUUUGAUGGGAUAGAGAUUGAUAUUUUGUUUGCAAGAUUAGCACUACAGACUAUUCCAGAAGACUUGGACCUAAGAGAUGACAGUCUACUUAAAAAUUUAGAUAUUAGAUGCAUAAGAAGCCUCAACGGUUGCCGGGUAACCGAUGAAAUUUUACAUCUAGUGCCAAACAUUGACAACUUCAGGUUGACUCUAAGAGCCAUCAAAUUGUGGGCCAAAUGCCACAAUAUCUAUUCCAAUAUACUAGGUUUCCUCGGAGGUGUUUCCUGGGCCAUGCUAGUAGCAAGAACUUGUCAGCUUUAUCCAAAUGCAGUAGCAUCAACUCUUGUACGGAAAUUCUUCUUGGUAUUUUCUGAAUGGGAAUGGCCAAAUCCAGUGUUACUGAAAGAGCCUGAAGAACGGAAUCUUAAUUUGCCUGUAUGGGACCCAAGAGUAAAUCCCAGUGAUAGGUACCAUCUUAUGCCUAUCAUCACACCAGCAUACCCACAGCAGAACUCCACAUACAACGUGUCUGUUUCAACCAGGAUGGUCAUGAUUGAGGAGUUUAAACAGGGACUUGCUAUCACACACGAAAUUUUGCUGAGUAAGGCAGAGUGGUCCAAACUCUUUGAAGCUCCAAGCUUCUUUCAAAAGUACAAGCAUUAUAUUGUACUUCUGGCAAGUGCACCAACAGAAAAACAACAUUUAGAAUGGGUGGGCUUGGUGGAAUCAAAGAUCCGGAUCCUGGUUGGGAGCUUGGAGAAGAAUGAGUUUAUCACACUGGCACAUGUGAAUCCACAGUCAUUUCCAGCACCCAAAGAAAAUCCUGAUAAGGAAGAAUUUCGUACAAUGUGGGUGAUUGGGUUAGUGCUAAAGAAGCCAGAAAACUCUGAAAUUCUCAGUAUUGAUCUCACCUAUGAUAUCCAGUCUUUCACAGAUACUGUUUAUAGACAAGCAAUGAAUAGUAAGAUGUUUGAGACGGGUAUGAAAAUUGCUGCAAUGCAUUUAAGAAGAAAGGAACUUCAUCAGCUGCUGCCUCAUCAUGUGCUUCAGGAAAAGAAAGCACACUCAACAGAAGGUAGAAGAUUGACAGAUUUGAAUGACAGCAGCUUUGACUUGUCUGCAGGUGGUGAAAACAGCAUUUCUGUGCCUUCAUCUACUAGCACUAUGAAGACAGGCCCAUUGACUAGCAGUUCUCAGGGUAGAAACAGUCCUUCCUUGGCUGUAAUGACAGCAUCUGUGGCGAACAUACAGGCUACUGAAAUUUCCUUGCAACAGGUGAAUACCAGCGAAAGUUCAGGGACUGCAUUAAACGAAAGUAUUCCUCACGCUGUCUCUCAGCCUGCCAUUGCUCCAUCACCAAAGCCCAUGGUCACCUAG